UGAGGAGCUGCGUCACGCGCCGCGCGCUCCCACGCAAGUAGUUUGUCUUUUUUUUUUUCUGAGUUGGUUGAAUUCUGAGGCUCGGCGCGCCGCCGUCUCCCGGACCUUCGUUUUUCUCCUGUUUUUGUUUUUUUCUUGAAGGAGAGGAAAUAGAAAAUGAGGGAAAGCGAUGGAGAGCCGAGCACGUCGCGGUGAGCGCGCCUGUGCUGCUCUGCGCGCGCCGCGGACGCUCCUCUGAACACGGUUCCUCCACUUUCAGCCGCUCCAAAGUUCCCCCGGCAGGAGGAAGAAGCCGUCUCUGGAAGUGCAGGAGCCUCUGAGGGCCUCCGUCCGCCCCCGUCCGCCCCAUCCGCCCCCAUCCGCCCCGUGGUCAUGGUGAACAACCAGCCGGCGGGCUCGGCGCCGCGGCCGUGCGCCGGCUGCGGAGGGAAGAUCUCGGACCGCUUCCUGCUCUUCUCCAUGGAGCGCUACUGGCACACCCGCUGCCUCAAGUGCUCCUGCUGCCAGGCGCAGCUGGGAGACAUUGGCACCUCCUGCUACAGCAAGGGGGGCAUGAUCCUGUGCAGGAGCGACUACAUCAGACUGUUCGGACACAGUGGAGCGUGCAGCGCCUGUGGACAAUCCAUCCCCGCCAAUGAGAUGGUGAUGAGAGCGCAGGGCAACGUCUACCACCUCAAGUGCUUCAGCUGCGCCACCUGUCGGAACAGACUCAUGCCCGGCGACCGCUUCCACUACGUCAACGGAACCAUCUUCUGCGAGCACGACAGGCCCGGCGCUGCCUUGCUCAGCAGCCACCUGCCGCCGCUGCAGAGCAGCGCCGUGCUGACGGACCAGAAGGUUUGCUGAGUCCAGAUCAGCCCUCCUCCUCCUCCUCCUCCUCCUCCUCCUGCUCCGUCACCGUUGUUGUUGUGGACUUCCAUCAGCGCUUCCCCCUCCUCCGCCGUAUCAAACAUCCAGAGUCCCGUUAAUGUGGUGUUCCAUGUUCAGCCGUGAGUUCAGAGACUUGAGUGAUGCAGCCGAGGACGAGCGACUGGACGCCUCCUCCAGGACUGACACUGACUGGACCGACCUGCUGCGCCGCCGCCGCACAGUGCCAGUCAACCCCCCGACUCUUCUCUGUGUGUGUUCCCCCAAUCCGGCGAGCCGCCCCCCCGAUCCACAGCGCCCCCCUCACUCUCACAGAACCCGUCAGAACCAUGAAAUUGCCCUGUGGCUUCGCAACUCUGCUUCAGAGUCAGACGUCUGGUUCUGGUUCACUGAGGCCUCGUCGACAAGACACCUUCAAGUGAAAACGCCAAACUUUUUUAUUGUUCUGGAUGUCUGUUUCCACGACGAUGAUGCUGAAGGAAAACGCAGCUUUUCUGAAACGCUGGUCCUGGUCCUGCUCCUGGUCCCGGUCCUGGUCCCGGUCCUGGUCCUGGCAGUUUUAGAGUUGUCAGUCACCGUAACAACAAUCCAGCUUGGUGUUCCGUCCAUAUGAUUGUCUGUCUUCUCCGUUCUUAAUGUGGUUUCAUUACAACAAACAGUCGUUUUCAGAAUGUUGCCAUGUAAACGUGAAACUUCUCAGAAA
Messenger RNA from Salarias fasciatus (jewelled blenny), 1570 nucleotides. Its product is annotated as LIM domain transcription factor LMO4-B-like. The record is from RefSeq and is a predicted model, not a curated record. Lineage: Eukaryota; Metazoa; Chordata; Actinopteri; Blenniiformes; Blenniidae. The transcript has 5 exons. Bases 373 to 846 code for a protein of 157 amino acids.